GCCAGCUGUGGUCCAUUCAAACUGGCUUGUCGCCCUGUCGCAUCAUGGCUCUGAACACCUACAACGUCAACAUCGACUACGAGGCCCAGCUGGGUGCCUUCAAGGAUUUCUUGAAGCACUUUAAAAGUUUUGAAUCCGCCUCGGAAUCGGCUGCGACAGAGGCCCUCGAGGACCUUCACAUCGACGAGGAUGGCACCAGUGACGAGUACGACUUCAUGGACGAUGUCGACCAGGAGGGUGGCGCACAGAGAGUCGGUCGGAGGCGUCGAGAGCCCAAGUUUAAAUACAUGCAAAUGCUGCAGGAGGUGGCUGACCGGGAGCGCACGAACAUUCUGGUCGAGCUGGAUGAUGUAGCAACAUAUGAGAAAGCUCUCCCCGAAGACCAAGACCUGGAGCUCGUCAAGAACGUGCAGAAGAACACAUACCACUACAUCGAUCUUUUCUCGCGGGCGGUCGAUGAUCUGAUGCCGAAGGAAAGCAAAGAUAUUACGUUCAAAGAUGAUGUACUCGAUGUUAUCAUGUCGCAGCGUGAAAAGCGGAAUGAGGCCAUGAACAUGGCUGCGGAGGCCAAUGCCGACACAGAUGCGGCUCAGUCUGUUUUCCCGCCAGAGUUGACCCGCCGGUACACGAUAAAUUUCAAGCCUCUCACUUCCUCCGGAUCGAGCAGCGAGCAAUCCAAGGCUAUCGCCGUGCGCAACGUGCGGGCUGAAUACAUCGGCGCCCUGAUUACCGUGCGGGGUAUUACGACUCGAGUUUCGGACGUCAAGCCGGCCGUCGAGAUCAAUGCCUAUACCUGCGACCGCUGUGGAUGCGAGGUGUUCCAGCCCGUCACUACCAAGCAGUUCCUGCCUAUGUCGGAGUGUAUGUCGGAGGAAUGCAAGACGAACAACACCAAGGGACAGCUGUUCCUCUCCACCCGCGCGUCGAAGUUUGUUCCUUUCCAGGAAGUGAAGAUCCAGGAGAUGGCGGACCAGGUGCCUGUUGGCCACAUUCCCCGGACAAUGACCAUCCACUGCCACGGCAGUCUCACCCGUCAACUCAACCCCGGUGAUGUUGUCGACAUCGCGGGGAUUUUCCUUCCGACUCCCUACACGGGAUUCCGGGCCAUCCGCGCCGGCCUGUUGACCGAUACCUACAUGGAAGCCCAGCACAUCACACAGCACAAGAAGUCCUACAACGAAACGGCCAUGGACAGCCGGACCCUCCGCAAGAUCGAACAGCACCAGAAGUCCGGGAACAUGUACGAAUACUUGUCGCGAUCGAUCGCCCCGGAGAUCUACGGCCAUCUCGACGUGAAGAAGGCUCUGCUCUUGCUCCUCAUUGGUGGUGUGACGAAGGAGAUGGGCGACGGCAUGCACAUCCGUGGUGACAUCAACAUCUGUCUGAUGGGUGACCCCGGUGUUGCCAAAUCUCAGUUGCUGAAGUACAUCACCAAGGUUGCUCCCCGUGGAGUGUACACCACCGGUCGAGGAAGCAGCGGUGUCGGUCUUACGGCGGCUGUGAUGAGAGAUCCUGUGACAGAUGAGAUGGUACUGGAAGGAGGAGCCUUGGUCCUGGCCGACAACGGUAUUUGCUGCAUUGAUGAAUUCGACAAGAUGGAUGACUCGGAUCGUACGGCCAUCCACGAAGUGAUGGAGCAGCAGACCAUUUCUAUUGCGAAGGCGGGAAUUACAACUACUCUCAACGCCCGCACAUCUAUCCUGGCCGCAGCCAACCCCCUGUACGGGCGGUACAACCCCCGACUAUCGCCCGUCGAGAACAUCAACCUUCCCGCCGCGCUGCUGUCGCGUUUUGAUGUCAUGUUCCUGAUUCUCGAUACCCCUUCGCGCGAAUCGGACGAAGAGCUCGCCAGCCACGUCACCUUUGUCCACAUGCACAACAAGCACCCCGAGAGCGAGGAUGCCGGUGUGAUGUUCACUCCCCACGAAGUCCGCCAGUACAUCGCCAAGGCGCGCACCUACCGUCCGGUUGUUCCCUCGUCGAUCUCCGACUACAUGGUGGGCGCAUACGUGAGAAUGAGGAAGCAGCAGAAGAAGGACGAGGAGGCCAAGAAGCAGUUCUCUCAUGUGACACUCCGUACACUGCUUGGUGUUGUCCGUCUGUCGCAGGCCCUGGCGCGUCUCCGCUUCAGCGACGUGGUCGUCACGGAGGAUGUGGAUGAGGCUCUGCGCCUGAUGGACGUCAGUCGGGCAUCCCUGUCCAACGAUGGCCAGUCUGGCAUCGACCAGAGCCCUAGCAGCAAGAUCUACCACCUCAUCCGCAGCAUGUGGGAGAGUGGCGCUGCGGCCGUGGGCGAUGGAGACGAGGGCGAGCUCAGCAUGCGGAGAAUCCAGGAGCGAGUGCUCGCCAAGGGAUUCACCGAGGAUCAGCUCAAGAUGGCCAUUGACGAGUACCAGUCGUUUCACGUCUGGCAAGUUCUGGGCGACGGCAACCGUCUCCUCUUCCUCGAUGCUAUGGAAAUGUAAGAAACAACUACUACCUAAUCUAGCACAAGGUUACGCUUUUCCUAUAUCACUGGACUUUUUAUCCUUCUUAUUUCCCAAAGCUGCUACUGUUUUGAGUAUUUAUCUUCAUACGUGAGAGACGAGCAUGAGGCCAUGUGAGAUUUUUUUGGAGAUGGGAAGACGGGAUGGGACUGGAGUUACGGUGUACAUGGCUUAUGUCGUCUGUUUCUGAUUCAACGGUGGGGUCUGGGAUAACCAAGCAAGGAAUGACUUCUUUAAAUGAUAUGGU
Molecule: messenger RNA, 2733 nt
Organism: Aspergillus heteromorphus CBS 117.55
Lineage: Eukaryota; Fungi; Ascomycota; Eurotiomycetes; Eurotiales; Aspergillaceae
Product: DNA replication licensing factor MCM7
Exons: 4
Coding region: 45-2465 (806 amino acids)
Biological process (GO): DNA strand elongation involved in DNA replication; double-strand break repair via break-induced replication; DNA replication
Cellular component (GO): MCM complex; nucleus
Molecular function (GO): single-stranded DNA helicase activity; single-stranded DNA binding; ATP hydrolysis activity
Source: RefSeq, a predicted model, not a curated record